CUCUUCAACAAUACCAGCAACAUCGUCGAUUUGCAGCGAUUCUUGUGGUGACAUGGUUGCUAGGGUGCGUGGUGACGCUCGCUGCAAGGUUUUGGUGGGAGCGCACGGGCCGCCCCUGUGUGUUGUUUUUCUAAUGAAACUGUUUGUGUUUUUAAUGGGGUCGGCCAGAAGGAGGUGCAAGCGCAGGACAGGGUCUCUGCAGGUGCUGCUGGUCCAGAUAGCCUUGAGGUUGAACCCAGCACCAUGGCGAUCCUCGCUUUCCAGAGUGCUUUCCCACAUCUGCAUCCUCCGAGAGCCACCUCGCAGGUGCCGGCCGCGCACGCCCACCAGAGGAAAUAUCGCUGAACCUACUUAACCGUCGGUUAAGCUUAGGUAGCACCUCCAGCUGUUAGCUCCCUUGAUCCGUCAUCCGCGGGUGAGCUCAUCAUGGCCCCCGCCCCCGACGCGCCGACGCCGGCCCAAAUCGCGCCUCCCGGUGCUCUCGUCACGCAGGCGCCGUCUGCCCGCGCUUUGGAACAGCAACUGCGGGCCUACGCAAACCUCCAAGCCCGCAGCACCAUAGGAUUACCGGUCCAGUCGUGCGCGGUCGCGUGCAUCAACUCGGUCGUUACCAAAUCGACGCUGUGCUCGAUCGGCGACGUCGCCUGCGAGUGCCGGACCGAGAAUGCCCUCAUCAUCGAGGACGGCGCACUCGCCUGCGUGUUCCAAGCCUGCGGGCCUGCUGUGGCUGGCGGUAAGUUUGACGUUUCUUCGCCGCUGACUUUGUGCG
Messenger RNA from Thermothielavioides terrestris NRRL 8126, 769 nucleotides. RefSeq lists its product as uncharacterized. The annotation marks the transcript as partial. The record is from RefSeq and is a predicted model, not a curated record. Lineage: Eukaryota; Fungi; Ascomycota; Sordariomycetes; Sordariales; Chaetomiaceae. The transcript has a single exon.